Messenger RNA from Coffea eugenioides, 1766 nucleotides. RefSeq names its product patatin-like protein 2. Gene Ontology annotation, biological process: lipid metabolic process. The transcript is spliced from 6 exons. Gene Ontology annotation, molecular function: monoacylglycerol lipase activity; glycerophospholipase activity. Lineage: Eukaryota; Viridiplantae; Streptophyta; Magnoliopsida; Gentianales; Rubiaceae. The record is from RefSeq and is a predicted model, not a curated record. Bases 355 to 1590 code for a protein of 411 amino acids.
CGAAAAUAGCUAGUCAGGCGACGAAAGAUAAGAAGUUGACACGUGAAGAAACUUUCACUGCCAAUCCCAUUUAGGAGGAAAUGGGACUAUUCUUUUUCCGUAAACAGAUGGGACGUUGAUGAUGGAAAAGUCUACCCAUGGCUGCAAACCAGAACUGAGAUCAUACUCGUAGAAAUCUCAAGUACAUAUAGAUCCUUCUCUGCAAAAUACUUGCCAGUUUCUUGAUUCCCCCUGAUGCAUAUUUUAGAUUUGAGAAUAUAAAAUCCAGUUCCUCGCCGAAAAAAAGGAAGAAAAGGGAAGUACUAGAUUAUAUCUGUGUAUAUAUAUAGAUCCUGUCGGAAUUUGGCCCAAAGCAUGAAGAUGAAUCAGCUAAUCCUAACACUUGCCUUAUUAACAACCUUCAACCUCCUACAACCUCCUUUGACAGAUGCUAUAACUAAAGGAAGGUUGGCUACAGUUCUAAGCAUAGACGGAGGGGGUAUCAGAGGCAUCAUUCCCGGCACCAUUCUUGCUUUCCUGGAAGCCAAACUUCAGGAACUCGAUGGACCGAAUGCAAGAAUCGCAGAUUACUUUGAUGUAGUUGCAGGGACUAGCACAGGUGGGCUUGUCACCACCAUGCUCACUGCCCCAAAUAAGGACAGCCGCCCUCUUUACGCUGCCAAAGACAUAACCAGCUUCUACUUGCAAAACUCCCCCCAGAUCUUUCCCGAGAGCAGCCGCAAGGACGUGGUAAAAUCGCUUACAAAUUUGUUGGGAGGACCAAAGUACGAUGGCAAGUACUUGCACUCGUUGAUAAAGAGACUAUUGGGCAAUCUCACCAUGGAAAACACGUUAACAGACGUGGUCAUACCCACUUUCGAUAUCAAGCGCCUUCAACCGAUUAUCUUCUCCACAAUUGACGCCAAAGCAAAUGCUUCUAAGAAUGCUCUGCUAUCAGAUGUCUGCAUCAGCACUUCCGCAGCACCCACCUAUCUUCCACCGUACUACUUCGAGACCAAGGACGCACAAGGGAACAUACGCAGCUUUGAUCUCAUUGAUGGAGGAGUUGCUGCUAAUAAUCCAACUCUGAUGGCCAUAACCCAUAUUUCCAAACAAAUUUUGACGGGCCAAUUUCAAUUGACGGAUUUGAAGCCCAUGGAGAGCAAUAGAAUGCUGGUGUUGUCGCUAGGCACAGGAAUGGCCAAAAACGAGGAAAAAUACACUGCCGCAGCGGCUAACCAGUGGGGGUUGCUGGGAUGGGUAUACAGCAAUGGUGCCACGCCGCUGCUGGAUGUUUUUGGUGCUGCAACCUCUGAUAUGGUUGAUAUACACGUUUCAACCCUCUUCCAAUCACUUGGCAGUGAGAAAAAUUACCUUCGCAUCCAGGAAGAGGGAUUGACUGGGGAUGCAUCAUCAGUUGAUGUCGCAACCACGGAAAAUAUGGAGACUCUAGUCCAGAUUGGCAACAGCCUGCUGAAGAAGCCAGUGUCGAGGGUGAAUUUGGAGACCGGAAGAUCUGAGGCUGUUCAAGGAGAGGGCACCAACGAAGAAGCUCUUACACAAUUUGCCAAGCUGCUUUCGGAUGAAAGGAAGCUCCGACUAGCCAACUGACGAUUCUCGUCUUAGAAUGUUUUAUUAGCAUUUUUUUUGGUUUUGUUUUGUAGGCAUUUUACUAGCAUCCAAAGGAUUAAUAUCCUUUUCUCGCCGGGCUAAAAAAUUCCAAGCAUUCAUUUCUCUCUCAGAUGGUUGAGAGAUCAUUAAUUGCUCGAUUCUUACGCAUGUCAAAA